Molecule: messenger RNA, 1981 nt
Organism: Medicago truncatula (barrel medic)
Lineage: Eukaryota; Viridiplantae; Streptophyta; Magnoliopsida; Fabales; Fabaceae
Product: 25S rRNA (cytosine-C(5))-methyltransferase NSUN5
Exons: 13
Coding region: 166-1695 (509 amino acids)
Biological process (GO): rRNA base methylation
Cellular component (GO): nucleolus
Molecular function (GO): RNA methyltransferase activity
Source: RefSeq, a predicted model, not a curated record
UAAUUUUGAUCUGAAAUGAAACCCAGAAGGACAAACGAAAGCCAAAGACACGAAACAUAACACGAAUGUCACGAAACAUAACAACAACAUCAACAUACACAGUAACCCAUGUCGUGUGAGUGUUCUUUCAGCUGAGAAAAAGCAAAACCCCUAAACCCUGCAACGAUGCGAACGAAAAGUAUGAGGAAGAAGAAGAAGGGUGAUGAUGCUUGUAAAGAAAAUGAAGCAAAAUCGUCGAAAGUGUUGAAAGGAGCAGAAAGAUCAGCAUAUUUCGCAAGAAGAGAAGCAGCGAAAGUAUUGAAAACUGUACUCGAAGGAGAUGCUAAGCGCCGUGCACUUGCUUCUAUCAAAACCCUUGUUUAUCAUCCUUCUGUUAGGAACAAGAAAGCCACUUUUGCUCUCAUCUGUCAAACCCUCAAACAUCUUCCUUUUAUCAACGAUGUUUUGCAAGCUGCUAAAAUUCUUAAUACUAAGUGGAAGAGGCAACAAGAAUUGAUUUAUAUCAUUGUUUAUGAUAUCCUUUUCGGUCAGGAAGUUCCACUGGUUGGUGAUGCAGAGAAGUACCUCAUGCGCCACAAGGAAGCCCUACAUUUACAUCUCAAAAAGAUUUUGUUACAGAAAAAUGUGAAGACUGUUAAAGAGUUGUUUGCUCUACAUGAGGUUCCUGAUGUUUCUGUACCUCGAAAUGUUCGUGUGAAUACACUUAAACUGGAUGUUGAUUCUGCCUUAGUUGAACUUCGGAAAAAAUACUCGGUUCAAAAGGAUGAUUUACUGCAUGACUUGCUGAUACUCCCUCCAGGAACUGAUUUACAUGAUCAUCCUCUUGUAAAAAACGGAAGCAUAUUUCUGCAAGGUAAGGCGAGUUCAAUGGUGGCACCGGCCCUUAGCCCUGAACCAGGAUGGGAGGUUCUUGAUGCAUGCGCUGCACCCGGCAACAAAACUGUCCACCUUGCUGCCCUUAUGAAGAGAAAGGGUAGGAUUAUAGCAUGUGAGCUGAAAAAGGAAAGGAUUAAGCGCUUGAAUGACACUAUAAAGCUAUCUGGGGCUACCAACAUACAGGUUCUCAAUGAGGAUUUCUUGAACAUAAAUUCCAAAGACCCUGCAUAUUCUAAGGUAAAAGCUAUUCUUUUGGAUCCUUCCUGCUCUGGUUCUGGUACUGCUGCUUCUAGACUAGACCAUUUGCUCCCAUCUAAAGCAGCAGGUCAGAAUGUGGAUAUGGAAAGAUUGAACAAGCUUGCAGCUUUUCAGAGAAAAGCUCUUCAGCAUGCCUUCCUUUUUCCAGCUCUGGAACGAGUUGUGUACAGUACAUGUUCAAUAAACCAAAUCGAGAAUGAAGAUGUUGUGAAAUCUGUUUUGCCAAUAGCCGAGUCAUAUGGAUUUCAACUUGUAAAACCCUUCCCUGGGUGGCCGUGUCGGGGUCUUCCGAUAUUUGAAGGCUCUGAAAACCUGGUUCGAACAGAUCCUGCCAAGCACGGCGAGGGUUUCUUCAUUGCAUUGUUUGCCAAGAAAGAUGAUGUUAACCUGUCGGCGAGGUCAAAUAAAAAUGACAAUAGGACGCUCCACAGUUCUACCAGAACUAGAAACGUGCGAAGGAAACAACCAAUUCACACUAAUAUGUUCAAAAUGUGGUUAUCUGGUCAACUGUGCCGGCGUCACCGUCACAUGCUAGACAAUUCCUGCUGUGGUCGAAAUUGAGGGAUGAAAGAGCUGUCUAAGAUAAUUAUUUUUUCUUGUAAGUGUAAAACAAAGCCCAAUCAUAAAAUAGAGUAAAUCAGUUUUGUUUGCAGCAUUUUUACAGUUUUCCUUCCCACAUUUUAGAAAUGAAAGGGAUAAAAUUAUAGUUUUCUACUUUUCUUAAACUCUGUACUAAUGAAAGAAAUUAUGAAGACCAAGCCUCUCUUUGCGACUGCACUGAAUAUUUUUUUGUUCACAAAGACCAAGCAUAGGAGUAUAUAUCCAGACCAUCCACAUUAUCUUUCAA